AUGAACAGGUUUUUCGGUUACAACAUGUUUUUCUUUCUCUCUCUCCUCCACGGUGUUUUUCCCGCCAGAAUCGUUCCUCCGACAUCACCACCGGAAUCCACCGUCAAACACAUCUCCGGUAAUGACACGUGGCACAGUUUCGCCAAGUUCAUGGACGCCGGCAAGGGUGCUAACUUCUCCGGAAUAUCUGAGCUCAAAAACUACUUCCACCGAUUUGGUUACAUCGAUGACGUUAACAACUUUACAGACACCUUCGAUGAAACCCUAGAAACCGCCGUGUUAAAUUACCAGGAGAGGCUCGGCUUACCGAUCACCGGAGAACUCGAUUCCGAUACCGUCACUCAGAUCAUGUUACCGCGGUGUGGCGUCUCCGACGGUCUCAACCGGAAGAAACAUAAAAUCCACGUGAAUAAACAUUAUGCCUUUUUUUCCGGCGAGCCGAGGUGGAGGAAACCGGCAAAUUCGGAGACUAUGACGCUAACUUACGCUUUUUCGAACAAUCAUAUGAUUGAUUACAUUAGUUACUCCGACAUACGAGCUGUUUUCUUGCGGUCCUUCUCCCGGUGGUCGUCUACGAUUCCGGUGAACUUCGCGGAGGCGGAUGAUUACCGGAAAGCAGACAUAAAGAUAGCGUUUUACCAAGGGGAUCACGGCGACGGAGAGCCGUUCGACGGCGUUUUAGGUGUGUUGGCUCACGCUUUCUCGCCGGAAAACGGUAGGCUCCACUUUGAUAAAGCUGAAACAUGGGCCGUUGAUUUCAAAUCAAGUAAAUCAAAUCUGGCCGUUGAUUUGGAAUCAGUUGCGACUCAUGAAAUCGGGCAUAUUCUCGGGUUGGCCCAUUCUUCGGUUAAGGAGUCGAUCAUGUACCCGAGUUUGGGUCCGAGAAUUAAGAAAGUGGAUCUAAAAAUUGAUGACGUCGAGGGGAUCCAGGCGUUAUACGGGUCAAACCCGAAUUUUAGGUACACACCAUCUAUGGAAUCGGAUAUCUCAUCGGGUACCCGAACCGGGAGAGGAAGAUGGUUUAAGAGGGUGACUUCAUUGGUAUUACUUAUGGGUUUUUUAUUUUGA
This is a messenger RNA of Cynara cardunculus var. scolymus (artichoke), 1068 nucleotides long. RefSeq names its product metalloendoproteinase 1-MMP-like. Gene Ontology annotation, cellular component: extracellular matrix. The record is from RefSeq and is a predicted model, not a curated record. The coding region runs from base 1 to 1068 and encodes 355 amino acids. NCBI's taxonomy places the organism in Eukaryota, Viridiplantae, Streptophyta, Magnoliopsida, Asterales, Asteraceae. Gene Ontology annotation, biological process: proteolysis; collagen catabolic process; extracellular matrix organization. Gene Ontology annotation, molecular function: zinc ion binding; metalloendopeptidase activity. The transcript has a single exon.